AUGCUGCUGCUGCCUCCAAUUCGUCCCCCCGGCUGGAAUGCAUGUCGCCUCUGGCACUUGGUUCAGGCUAGACAUUCCUCGUCCAAGCGCUGGCAGGCUCGCCAGCAGCAGGAUCGCUUUACGAAAGAGGCCGCAGUGCAAGGUCUGAAAAGUCGCGCUGCAUUCAAACUGCUGCAGGACCUCUGCCAUGCUGCUUUACGCUUCAGCUCGGAUGUCCUGAGGACGGGCGGGCAUUUUGUCUGCAAGUUUUAUCAAGGGGCGGAGGACAAGGAGUUGGAGAAGCAGCUGCGAGAACUGUUCCGAAGGGUCCAUCGGCUCAAGCCCGAGUCCUCUCGCAGUGUAUGUGCCCUGCUUGCUCUAUUCCUGCGGAUGAUCAUGGGCUAA
This is a messenger RNA of Penicillium riverlandense, 384 nucleotides long. RefSeq lists its product as uncharacterized. Lineage: Eukaryota; Fungi; Ascomycota; Eurotiomycetes; Eurotiales; Aspergillaceae. Gene Ontology annotation, cellular component: mitochondrion. Gene Ontology annotation, molecular function: rRNA (uridine-2'-O-ribose)-methyltransferase activity. The transcript has 2 exons. Gene Ontology annotation, biological process: RNA methylation. Bases 1 to 384 code for a protein of 127 amino acids. The record is from RefSeq and is a predicted model, not a curated record.